AUGGAAGCUGUGUGUGGAACCGCCGGUGUUUGUGUCACAUCAUCUCUUCCACGCUCACCAACACUUUUCAAAACCACUAUUCCUCUAUCACGAGUCAGUUACCAACACCUCACACCAUUUCCUUCACAAUCUCAUCUAUUCUCAUACCACACCCCACCCUAUGCCAGAACCCUCCGCGCCAGAACCACCGUCAAACCCGCAAUUUUCCUUCCCCACUUAAUUGCUUCUCUGCAACAAGUUGACCAGACUUACAUAAUGGUGAAGCCUGACGGCGUGCAGCGUGGACUCGUGGGAGAAAUUAUUUCUAGGUUUGAGAAGAAGGGGUUUAAGUUGACUGGCUUGAAGCUCUUCCAGUGCUCUAAAGAAUUAGCUGAGGGUGCAGGUGCAUGCCAGAAGGAGAACCUUCAUCGGAGAGCACACAAUGGGAGAGGGGCCAAACUAUAUUUUGCUAGAGUCAAUCUGGAAAAGGACAGUAAUGUUGAUUCUAUUGAGCAUUACAAGGACCUAAAGCAAAAGUCAUUCUUCCCCAAGCUCAUUGACUAUAUUACUUCUGGUCCUGUUGUGUGCAUGGCUUGGGAGGGUGUUGGAGUAGUGGCAUCCGCACGGAAACUUAUAGGGGCUACAGAUCCUCUUCAAGCUGAACCAGGCACAAUAAGAGGAGACCUUGCCGUUCAAACAGGAAGGAAUGUUGUUCAUGGCAGUGACAGCCCCGAGAAUGGAAAGCGUGAAAUAGCUCUAUGGUUCAAGGAAGGCGAAUUAUGCGAAUGGACUCCUGUUCAAGCACCAUGGCUGAGAGAAUAA
Molecule: messenger RNA, 801 nt
Organism: Sphenostylis stenocarpa
Lineage: Eukaryota; Viridiplantae; Streptophyta; Magnoliopsida; Fabales; Fabaceae
Source: the annotation of a GenBank genome assembly